Messenger RNA from Penicillium salamii, 327 nucleotides. The record is from the annotation of a GenBank genome assembly. NCBI's taxonomy places the organism in Eukaryota, Fungi, Ascomycota, Eurotiomycetes, Eurotiales, Aspergillaceae.
GACCUCGAGCGCGACGAUCCCAAGUUCGCCUUUCCAGCAGCUCGACUUGUUGGGCUCUAUCGACGCCUAUGGGAGUCAUGCGUGUCCAAAAACAUCGAUGUCCAGAAGCUAGAGCAGAACGACCUUGUUUUGAAGGAAGCUGGUGCGCACCUGAGAAAAGAGAGAGAUAAUCUUCAGGUUCGCCACGACAAGCAGCUAUCCCGGUUGCGUUUUUUUGAGCAGGCACUGAAAUCAUCUCGGGAACGACUGACUAGCGUACUUGAUGACUGGAAUCACCCUUCCAGGCUCAAUCUGGCAGGGUCACCGGACAAUGCAAGAGGAAGGUGA